Messenger RNA from Eimeria mitis, 1596 nucleotides. RefSeq lists its product as uncharacterized. The record is from RefSeq and is a predicted model, not a curated record. NCBI's taxonomy places the organism in Eukaryota, Apicomplexa, Conoidasida, Eucoccidiorida, Eimeriidae.
AUGGAACGAAAGGUGCAAAGAGAGCGGUCGUCGAUGCAGCGACAGCUGCGCCGGCUGCAACAGCAAUUGAAGAGCGAACGGCGGCGCCGGCAACAGCUCCAGGCCCAAAUGCAGCAGGUACGAGACGGUCAAUCGCAGCAGCAGCACCUGCCUUGGCAUUACCUUCUAUGGCAUCAGCAGCAGCAGCUGUUGCGCCAACAACAGCAGCAGCAGCAGUAUUUGCUUCAACAGCAGGCGCACUUGCCGCAGCGGCCCCUGCAUCAACCGCAACCGCCGCCUUUGCUUCAGCACGACCAGGAGAAGCGGCAGCGCUUGAUGCAGCAGCAGGAACAGCACGUGAUGCCUGUUGAGGAAGGCACACGGCAGCACACGCAGCGUAAGAGGAGGCGGGAAGAGCAAGGGGAGCUGCAGCCGAGGGAAGAGGAGCAGCAUCGGCCGCGGCAACAUGGCAAUCAGCACCCAGGGCAUUUGGUGGAAGAUGAAUGGCUUGAACCGGAGCUUCCAAUUGCCCAAGCGCCUCAGCCGAGCACCUCUCAGCAAGCGUUGCAGCAUUCAACUGCUGGAGCAGCAGCACGCCGCUCAACGUCCGAGGACCGCAGCACCCAGGUUACUCCUUUCCAGGUAGCCAUCCAGCUGAUUCCUGUACUUUCAUCGGCUCCUGUUGUCUCAAUCUCCGCUGCGGCGGCUGGGGAUGACGCUCCUGUAGGUCCUCCAGUAGGGGCUGUAACAUCGAACGCAGGAGUUGCGCUUGUAUUGGCUGCUGCUGAACCGAAGUUCGCUGCACCAGUGACAACGGGAAAAGCCGUGAAGUUGAAGCCCCGAACUGUUUCUGGUUUGCAAAAUCAUGGGAGUGGCAAAAGUAAUGGAACAGCAGCUGCUGGAACAGCAGCAGCAGGUUCCGCCAUAGCCGCAUCUGGAUCGACUUCAGCAAGCACUACGCCGACAGAUGACUCGGAUUCUGUUCCUGAUGAUAUUAGAGAACAUCCGUUUGUGCAUCUGCCUCAGCGACUUGCGAGCACGACUACGGAGACGGUUUUGGUUGAUUUGAGGCGCGCCGUGACAGCCUGUCCCGGCAGGCUGGACCUCAUUCCGCUAUUGCAGGAGGCCCGUGAUGUGCUGUCGCGGCGCUUUCUGUGUUUGGAAAUGCAGAAGAAGUUGGCGCAUCUAGCAGGGGCUUUGAUAGAGCAUGCGAUGAACCACCAGCACCAGGACCUGUCAAAGGUGCGAACCACCCGCGCACUUGUUCGGCUGGCGUUGCGUUUUCUGCUUAUGGAUGUUGUGGUCUCCGCCUUCAUAGUUCUCGACCAGACACCAGACGGAGAUUUCUGGAAGCGCUUCACAGAUACGGUUAGCCACAGCCCACCCUUGGGCCCUUCCCAGGGAAGCGGAGAAGGGCGGAAUACUUUCGCCUUGUGUCUUGCUCGGGAGCUAAGCAAGGCAAUAGUAACACUCAAAACUGGAGUGAGGCCAAAGCCUGAAGACCUUAUGCGUAUCAAACAUAUGCUCUUCUGCUCACCGUCCUCUCCGUCGCGUUUUAGAAGGCCUGAUUUCGAUGGAUGGAGACAGGAUAGCUGCGAGCGCAUCGAUGAACAGUAG